Messenger RNA from Candidula unifasciata, 2070 nucleotides. Lineage: Eukaryota; Metazoa; Mollusca; Gastropoda; Stylommatophora; Geomitridae. The record is from the annotation of a GenBank genome assembly.
AUGUCUUGUUUAUCUGCUUCAUUAUUAUAUCGGCGGCCCUCGAUUCCACAAGGUGGGUUCGACUGGUACGCCCACAAAUCUCAAAGAAGGAAAACAGUAUCCAUCUCUCUCCUUCCUGUGAGCGAUGACGACGAAGAGGAAAUUGAUGAGGUUGAUGGUGAUGAUGACGAUGACGAUCAGAGUCACAAUAAAACGUCUAGUUACGAACAGUCGUGUGCUUUUUAUUCUUCAGAAAAGGCAAUAGAUCAUCAGCAACGGGAAGACGCAAGGUCCUCAAGCAAGGAGGAUGUACUAGACCCCCAGAGAAUCCAGCUGAAAUCGUGCCUUCGUUCAUCGCGUUGUCCGGAAGAAGUCAGGUGCUCUUGUACAUCUUCCAGUAGGCAUAACCUCAACAACAAUAACAUUAAGCGCAAUAAUAACCACGACAAAGCCACCAGAGAAAAUACAAACAGCGAUAACGACAGAAGGAGCGAUCAGAGAAGAAACCUUAGAAAGAAGAAGGAUCCGUAUGAAACGGUUAUUAUUAAUGUCGGAGGGCAGAUAUUUGAAACGUAUCGCACAACAAUCAGAAAACUUCGAACGCCCAUCUUCCACACCAAAGACAAUCUACAGCUGUACUACAGAAAGUCCAGAGGGGACUACUUCUUUGACAGGGAUCCCACGGCUUUUGGAUCCAUCCUGAACUUUCUGAGGACUGGGGAGUUGCACAUACCCACAAACAUGUGUGGCCCGGCCUUACAGAACGAGCUGGACUUCUGGGGCAUCGAAGAGGCGGACAUCGCCCGCUGCUGCUGGACACAGUACAAUACCUGGAAGACUCAAUGUCGCUCCCUAGAGAAACUGGAGUACGACCGCAAGUUCUCCACCACUCAGCCGGUGAGACAUGUAUCUAAUGAACUAGACACCUCCUGCUGGUCUCGGCACAGAUCUAGAGUCUGGACCUUCUUGCAGGAUCCAGAGUCGUCACGGAAAGCCAAGGCAUACGCAUGGGUGUCCAUCAUCUUCGUCUUCAUUUCCAUAUUCUCUUUCUGCGCGGAGACACAUCCAACAUUCAAGGUCAAAGCCAAGGACGUGACCCAGUUUGCAAGAUUCUACGACUUCCUCAGCCUAGAAUCCAUCGACUGGUCCAAGUUGAUGCCCCAGAAGAAUCAAACCUCACAACCACACACAAACAUCACACAAACCUCAAAACCACACACAAACAUCACACAAACCUCACAACCACACACAAACAUCACACACAGCUCGGAGCCCACAAAUAUUCCUACCCUCGACUUCGGUCUCAGUAAUAAGACCAAUUUUAGUUCUCGGAAAAUUGCCAAGAGAUCCGCAGGCAUACACGACUACAUCCUCAACUGCAAUGCCCGAUCAGCUUUUCUUAACAUUGAAGAAAAGAAAAACAACACAGACUUGGGCGAAAAGGAUUUGCCUCAUCCAGCUCUUCUUUUGUUGGAUCUCAUCUGCCUUACAUUCUUCACCAUGGAGUAUCUCACCCGAUUUAUGUGCUCUCCCAGUAAAACUUUUUUUGUCCGUGCGCUUCAAAAUAUUGUGGACUUCCUGGCGUUUGCUCCGGAUUAUGUUGAGUUAGUGUUUUUAAUUUCCGAUCAUCAUCAGACCGAAGGGGUAGCCAUAAUGGAAAUGCUAUUUAUUCUAAGAAUUUUGAGACUGUGUCGAAUUUUCCGACUGAUUCGGCACGUCCCCGGUCUGUGGAUUCUCCUGUACACACUUCGGGCAAGUUUUAACGAGUUAAUGCUCAUGUGUGUCUUCCUUCUCAUAGGAAUGGUCGUCUUUGCAACCUUGGUCCACUUCGUGGAGCCAGAUGGAAUUUUCAACAACAUUCCAGUGGGAUUUUGGUGGAGCGUCGUUACUAUGACAACAGUUGGGUACGGUGAUAUGUAUCCUCAGUCACCCGCGGGAUUUUUUAUCGGUUCUUGCUGUGCUGUUGCGGGGCUGCUGAUGAUAGCAUUCACCGUUCCUAUAAUCGUCAGCAACUUUGUGCUGUACUAUACUCACGUACAGUAUGGGACUUGCAACGGCGAGACAGGGGAAUUAGAAAGACGCCGAGAAUGA